Molecule: messenger RNA, 2233 nt
Organism: Sceloporus undulatus (fence lizard)
Lineage: Eukaryota; Metazoa; Chordata; Lepidosauria; Squamata; Phrynosomatidae
Gene: PKP1
Product: plakophilin 1
Exons: 13
Coding region: 1-2223 (740 amino acids)
Biological process (GO): cell-cell adhesion; cell-cell junction assembly; intermediate filament bundle assembly
Cellular component (GO): plasma membrane; nucleus; cytoplasm
Molecular function (GO): cadherin binding
Source: RefSeq, a predicted model, not a curated record
AUGCUUCACUCUCCCUCUCCACUGAAAACAGCUCUGGCAUAUGAGUGCUUCCAGGAUCAGGCCAAUUCUACUCUAGCUUUGCCCUCAGAUCAUAAGCUGAAAACAAGAGGGACAGGAAAACAAAGGGUCCAGGAGCAAGUGAUGAUGACAGUGAAGCGACAGAAGCAAAAGACCUCACUUUCAUCAGCAUCAAAUGCAGCAGGCCACUCCAACCGAGGUUCCAUUUAUGAUGGUGUAGCUGAUGGUUACAGUUAUGGAACAGCCCGUGGAAGCUACUAUGCCAAAGCCCACACAGGAAAUAACUGGGGCAAUGCGAUGUACAAUGGAACCCUCAAAAGAGAAGGUGCAGAGAACAAGCGCUACAGUUCAUACAGCCAAAUGGAUAGCUGGGGUGGAAGGAACUACAACAAGAUCUGCAGUCCUACCAGUCCUGGCAGUGAUUACUGCUUUGUUCAGAAUAUGAAGAGUAGUCGGAGUGAGCCAGAUCUCUACUGUGACCCUCCGCGAGGCACACUAAGGAGAAACCAGAGUGGAAGCCGUGUGAGUCACAAAGCAAGUCUGAAUCGUCACAGUCUCUACAGCAAUACAUGCAACAACCAGGGAAUUACUACCACUACAAGGACAAGCAAGAGAAUUCCAGUCCGUAGUUCCUCUUACACUUCUGCUAACAAGCAAGAUGUGGUCUAUGCUCAGCCGGUAGCUAGCAAACAAGAUGUGGUCUAUGGACAGCCUCCUUCCAAUUCAAAAAUUACCCAUGAUGAGAUGGAUUAUGGAGCAAUGACCAUCCAGAAAGCCAUUCAGUUCCUGUGUUCCUCAGAUGAGAAAUACCAGGCCAUGGGUGCUUACUACCUCCAGCACACCUGCUUUCAAGAUGAGUCUGCAAAACAAGAGGUCUACCGCCUUGGUGGCAUUUCCAAGCUCAUUGAACUUCUCCGUAGCCCAGAUGAAAAUGUACAGCAGGCUUCAGCUGGAGCCCUCCGAAACUUAGUCUUCAGAAAUCCAACAAACAAGUUAGAAACCCGACGGCAGAAUGGAAUUCGAGAGUGUGUGAGCCUUCUCAGGAGGACUGGAAACACAGAAAUACAGAAGCAGCUGACAGGUUUGCUCUGGAACCUGUCAUCCACUGAUGAACUGAAAGAAGAUUUGAUACAUGAUGCUCUCCCUGUUCUGACUGAUCAUGUGAUUAUUCCUUUUUCUGGUUGGUCUGAUGGCAUUAGUAACAGAUCAAGAGAAAUUAUUGACCCUGAAGUUUUCUUUAAUGCCACUGGCUGUUUGAGGAACCUGAGUUCUGCAGAUGUUGGACGCCAAACCAUGAGAAACUACCCUGGACUGAUUGACUCUGUAAUGACUUAUUCCCAGAACUGUGUGGCUGCCAAUCGGCCAGAUGAUAAGUCUGUGGAAAACUGUAUCUGUAUCCUGCACAAUCUGUCUUACCGCCUGGAUGCUGAGGUGCCUAAUAAAUACACACAGCUUAACCACAUGGCCAGGAGCACUUACACAGACAAAAGCCUGACAGGCUGCUUCAAUAACAGAGGAGGAAAAAUGGAGUAUGAUGAAUAUGAUCUACCUCUACCUGAAGAAGACUAUAAACCCAGAGGGUCCAGCUGGUUGUACCACUCAGAUGCCAUUCGCACAUAUUUGUCUCUAAUGGAUCAGAGCAAGAAAGAUGCCACCUUGGAGGCUUGUGCUGGAGCACUGCAAAAUCUGACUGCAAGCAGAGGACUGAUGUCAAAUGCAAUGAGCCAGCUAAUUGCUUUAAAGGAAAAAGGGUUGCCUCGCAUAGCACGGCUCCUCCAAUCCACCAAUUCCGAUGUUGUCCGAUCUGGAACAUCCUUGCUAAGCAAUAUGUCUCGACACCCCGUCCUCCACAAAACUAUGGCUCACCAGGUGCUCCCAGAUGUGACUCGUCUUCUAGCCCUUCUGUCUCCUGGUUCCAGCAACUAUGGAGACACUAUGACAUCUGCUUGCUACACCCUGAGGAACCUAAUGAUAGCCAACCCCCAGAUGGCCAAGCCCUACUUGACAGGCAGCUUGAUAAAUAAUGUAGUGGGGCUGUGCCGAAAUGGAACCUAUCCCAAAGCAGCUGAAGCUGCCCGCUUGCUACUGUCUGACCUGUGGUCAAACAGAGAACUUCAGUCUAUACUAAAACAGCAAGGUUAUGACAAGAAUAUGAUGGGAUCCUUAACAGGAAGCACAUUCAGGAACUUGUCUUCCAGAUUCUAAGGAAGCAUCU